AGCUGUGUCCGGCGGAGGCAGCUGCUGACCCAGCUGUGGACUGUGCCAGGGUGGAGACCGGCUGGGGGUUGGAGCCCUGGGCCCCCUUAGCGGGGCCUGCUCCAUGGACCCGCUUUGGGCACCCCUCUGGCCCCGAGUCGGCUCUCUCUGUCUCCUGCUUGCUGGGGCCGCUUGGGCCCCUCUACCCAAUCCCCCAGACCCCAGGUUUGAGCGCAAAGUGGCCCUGCUAGGGGCCCGCGAGCCCGAAGAGCUGCUUUGCUUCACCGAGAGGCUGGAGGAUUUGAUGUGCUUCUGGGAGGAAGCGGCAAGCGUUGGGGUGCGCCCUGACAACUAUAGCUUCACCUACCAGUUCGAAGGUGAACCAUGGAAGGUGUGCCUCCUGCGCCAGGCACGCACGGCCAGCGGUGCGGUGCGCUUUUGGUGCUCGCUGCCUACGGCCGACACGUCGAGCUUCGUGCCCCUAGAGCUGCGCGUCAUAACCGCUUCGUCCGGCGCUCUGCGCUACCGCCGCAUCAUCCACGUCAACGAAGUGGUAUUCCUGGACCCUCCCGCAGGGCUGCUGGCGCGCCAGGCAGAGGAUAGUGGCCACGUGGUGCUGCGCUGGUUCCCUCCUCCUGGGGCGCGCAUAACGAGCCACAUCCGCUAUGAGGUAGACGUCUCGGCAGGCAACGGCGCAGGGAGUGCGCAGAGGGUGGAGAUCUCCCAGGGCCGCACCGAGUGCGUGCUGAGCAACCUGCGCGGCCGGACGCUUUACACCUUCGCAGUACGUGCGCGUAUGGCGGAGCCGAGCUUUGGUGGCUUCUGGAGCGCCUGGUCGGAGCCUGCGUCACUGAUGACCGCUAGCGACCUGGAUCCCCUCAUCCUGACGCUCUCCCUCUUCCUCGUGCUCAUCCUGCUGCUGCUGGCCGUGCUCGCCUUGCUCUCCCACCGCCGGACUCUAAAGCAGAAGAUCUGGCCAGGUAUCCCAAGCCCUGAGAGUGAGUUUAAGGGCCUCUUCACCACUCACAAGGGUAACUUCCAGCUGUGGCUGUACCAGAAUGAUGACUGUCUGUGGUGGAGCCCCUGUACCCCCUUCGUGGAAGACCCACCUGCCCCCCUCGAAGUCCUCUCUGAGCGCUGCUGGGGGGAGACACAGGCAGUGGAGCCAGGCGCAGAGGAUGAGGGGCCCCUGCUGGAGCCAGUGGGCAGUGAGCAGGCCCAGGACACCUACCUGGUGCUGGACAAGUGGUUGCUACCCCAGAGCCCGCCCGGUGAGGACCUCCCAGGGCCUGGUGGCAGUGUGGACACAGCAGCCAUGGAGGAGAGCUCAGAAGCGUCCUCCUCUUCAUCUGCCCUGGCCCUGCAACCCAGGCCAGAGGGGGUCUCUGCUGGCAGCUUCGAGUACACCAUCCUGGACCCCAGCUCCCAGCUCUUGCGCCCACGGGCACUGCCCCCUGUGCUGCCCCCCACCCCACCCCACCUUAAAUACCUGUACCUUGUGGUUUCUGACUCCGGUAUCUCAACUGACUACAGCUCUGGAGGCUCUCAGGGGACCCCAAGGGGUUCAUCUGAUGGCCCCUACUCCAACCCUUAUGAGAACAGUCUUGUCCCAGCCACUGAGCCUCUACCCCCAAGCUAUGUGGCCUGCUCAUAG
Orycteropus afer afer is the source of this 1633-nucleotide messenger RNA. RefSeq names its product erythropoietin receptor (gene EPOR). Gene Ontology annotation, cellular component: external side of plasma membrane; membrane. Lineage: Eukaryota; Metazoa; Chordata; Mammalia; Tubulidentata; Orycteropodidae. Gene Ontology annotation, molecular function: erythropoietin receptor activity; protein binding. The record is from RefSeq and is a predicted model, not a curated record. Gene Ontology annotation, biological process: cytokine-mediated signaling pathway; positive regulation of cell population proliferation; hemopoiesis.